AGGUUACCCCCACAGUGGGCGGUGCUUUCCAUUCCCGCCCUGUUGCGCUGUCUGCUGGGAGCUGCGUUCGCCGGCGCCAUCUUGUCUUCGCUCUGUGUUUGUGAGUCGGCGGCGCUAUGGGUAGGAAGAAGAAGAAGCAGCUCAAGCCUUGGUGCUGGUAUUGCAACCGUGACUUCGAUGAUGAGAAAAUUCUCAUUCAGCACCAGAAAGCGAAGCAUUUUAAAUGUCACAUCUGCCACAAGAAGCUGUACACGGGCCCUGGGCUGGCCAUCCACUGCAUGCAGGUCCACAAAGAGACUAUUGAUGCCGUACCCAAUGCCAUCCCUGGCAGGACGGACAUCGAGCUGGAAAUCUACGGCAUGGAGGGCAUUCCCGAGAAAGACAUGGAGGAACGCAGGCGGUUACUGGAACAAAAGACACAAGAUAACCAGAAAAAGAAAAACCAGGAUGACUCCGAUUAUGACGACGAUGAUGAGUCUGGCGCGUCCACUUCAUUUCAGCAACACAUGCAGCCGCAGCAGGGGUAUAUGACAUCCAUGGGGCAGACAGGUCUUCACCCUGGUAUGCCAGGUGCCCCAGGCAUGCCACCAGGCAUACCCCCGUUGAUGCCAUCUGUUCCUCCACUGAUGCCAGGAAUCCCUCCUGUUCUGCCUGGAAUGCAUCAUGGGAUGAUGCCAAUGGGUGGUAUGAUGCAUCAUCACGCCCCAGGGUUACCUCCGAUGAUGGCUGGUUUGCCCCCAGGUGUUCCGCCGCCUGUUGGACCCCGGCCAGGAAUCCCAUCUGUUUCUCAGGCGCAGCCCAUCACCUCACCGCCGGGUAUUGGUAGACUUUCGGCUCCUAACACAUCUGCUGCUACCUUGCAGUCUGUUCCCAAACCACUUUUCCCUAGUGCUGGGCAGAUGGGCUCACAGAUCACAAGCUCCAGUACAACGUCCUCCAAUUCAGAAACUCUCUCAGCAUCUUCUAAAGCGCUGUUUCCUAGCACAGCACAAGCACAAACAUCGAUGGUGGGACCCGUUGGAACAGAUUUUAAACCCUUGAACAGUAUGCCAGUCACAGGGACAGACCCGCCAAAACCAACAUUCCCGGCUUACACCCAGUCCACAAUGUCAACCACUAGUACAACCAAUAGCACUGCAGCCAAACCUGCCUCCAUAACAAGUAAGCCAGCUACCCUGACCACAACUAGUGCAACCAGUAAGUUGAUCCACCCAGAUGAGGAUAUCUCGCUGGAAGAAAAAAGGGCCCAGCAUCCAAAGUACCAGCGUAAUCUGCCCCGGCCAGGCCAGGCUUCCAUGGUUAAUCCUGGGGUUGGUCCGAUGGGGGGCAUGAUGGCUCCACAGCCUGGACUUCCUCCCCAGCAGCCGGGAAUGAGGCAUGCGAUUCCCCCUCAUGGUCAGUUUGGCAGCCCACACCAAGGAAUGCCUGGAUAUCACCCUGCUGGGAUGCCCCCUUAUGGACAAGGACCCCCAAUGGUUCCACAGUACCAAGGAGGACCCCCACGGCCUCUGAUGGGAAUCAGACCUCCUGUAAUGUCUCAAGGUGGCCGCUAUUAAAUAGGUUUGGCGAUUAAACCUUUUCUCAUCUUGUGACGUGUAUAUAGCCCGGCUUUCGCCAGUUCCCGCUUCUUUGUGGCUAAUACCAUAUCUCCCUGCAUACCAAGAACUGCUGGACACUCUAUUACCAGGGGAGAAUUUUUUUUUUUUUAGUUUGAGGGAGGGUUUGCGGGGCUCAAAACAGGAGAUCUUCCUGAUGUUGCAAUUUAUAUUGUAUGGCUUCUUUUUCAUGUUUCACCUAGGUUUUUAGAAGUGGCGUUUAGUAAAUAUGGUUCGUUUAAUUGUGAAGGCGCCAAAUUCCAUCCCAAGGCAAGUUCUGCACCAUUACUUUGCUGUUUCUUGACAUGAGGCCUUCACAGUGCCUUUAUGGUGCUGUUGGACUUUAGUCCCCAACAUUGGUUGGUGAGGGCAGUAUGUGUUCAGCCCCAAUGUGACUGUACCUAGAUUCCCAUUUAAAUAAAAUGUGUGUGUAAUGUGCGAACCUCAUUCUGUAAUAAAAGGAAAGAAAAC
This is a messenger RNA of Spea bombifrons (plains spadefoot toad), 2066 nucleotides long. RefSeq names its product zinc finger protein 207 (gene ZNF207). Gene Ontology annotation, cellular component: nucleus. The transcript is spliced from 10 exons. NCBI's taxonomy places the organism in Eukaryota, Metazoa, Chordata, Amphibia, Anura, Pelobatidae. The record is from RefSeq and is a predicted model, not a curated record. Bases 117 to 1556 code for a protein of 479 amino acids.